Coprinopsis cinerea okayama7#130 is the source of this 456-nucleotide messenger RNA. RefSeq lists its product as hypothetical. The record is from RefSeq and is a predicted model, not a curated record. NCBI's taxonomy places the organism in Eukaryota, Fungi, Basidiomycota, Agaricomycetes, Agaricales, Psathyrellaceae. The transcript is spliced from 5 exons. The coding region runs from base 1 to 456 and encodes 151 amino acids.
AUGCCACCCCCACUCCAAGUUCAAGGACAAGCCGUCGGAAACGGGAAAUACAAGAUCGCCAACGUCAAAGGUGGCACUGUCGUUGACCUCGAUGUCAAUCAGAGCAAAGUCCAUGCAUGGCAGUACCACGGUAACAACAACCAACACUGGGAAAUCAACUACCAAGGCGGCAACACCUAUAGCAUUCGCAACGUGCAGACCGGAGGCUACCUGGCUGUCGAGAGGGGCACCGCCGGUGAAGGCUCCAACGUCGUUGUCUGGAAAGACGCGUUUAUGUGGGCGAUCUGGCGCGACGAGAAGGAUCGGACAGUUUGGAGAAUCGGGGCUCCUCGCACCCCCUUCCACCUGGACUUGAGCAAUCAUGGUAACUCGUCCAACGGAAACCCCAUCAAGACGUAUGGUGCCUGGGACGGGCGCAACCAAUGCUGGUUCAUCGAGCAAAUCGAGAAUCAAUGA